Penicillium odoratum is the source of this 630-nucleotide messenger RNA. RefSeq lists its product as uncharacterized. The record is from RefSeq and is a predicted model, not a curated record. NCBI's taxonomy places the organism in Eukaryota, Fungi, Ascomycota, Eurotiomycetes, Eurotiales, Aspergillaceae. The coding region runs from base 1 to 630 and encodes 209 amino acids. The transcript has 4 exons.
AUGCAUCCCUCCUUAUUCUCGUUCGUCUUGGCCCUCUGCCUUUGCACACGCUGGGUGGUCGCUGCUGUGUCCUCGAGUGAAAUUGCCAACUCUCUCAAUGAACUAGCACAGCAAGGAUUCGCUGCGAAGGCACUCGUAUUGGAAAUCAAUUCCACUGCGGACGCUGGUCCGAUUGCGGAUAUCUACUCUAAGAUGGACGCGAUGGUCGCUGUGGUUCUAACAGAUGUACAAUUUAUGACGAAUACGCCGAUCAUUGCCGAAUCAGAUGAGCAGGAGGUCUAUGAGGGAUACUCAAAUUUCGUACAAUCUAUCUUCGAACUCAUGGACGCCUUUUCGAGCAGCGCAGCCAAGCUGAAAUCCAUCGACCAAACGACCAAGAGUAGAGUUCCCUCAGAAGUUCGCAUCUUGCAAAGCGCCGUUGAUGCCUAUUUCUACAACAUCAUUGGUCUUUUCCCAGCUGACAGCUCGUACAACGCCCAGGCCAAUAACCAGAAAGCCCAGGUGGAUACGCAUUGCUUCCAGGCUGUAUGGGCAUUUGAUCGCGGUUAUAGCCAUGGUCUUCAGGCUAUUUAUCAAGGGCGCAGCCGCAGCCCCCUUCACUCUCGACGGAUGAAGCGAGGUUCCGUCUGA